CAUUACUACUCAUUUUAUUAUUGCCCCAUCAAAAAAAAUAGUGUUUCCUUUCAAGAAAAUAAAGAACAAAAGCAAUGCUUACUUCUUCAAAAUCUAACCAUUUUCGAUCGAUUAGUUUGCCUGGAAGAUCACAAUCUAACCAUGUUAGAUCGAUAUGUUUGCCUGGAACAUCGUAUCAAACAACUGAACGAGUUAAACAGGCGAUCAAUAAUCUACAAAAGUUGGAAAUAUCAACUGCGUCAACAGCAGAGAUUAUGUACAAUGGUUUACUUGGUGUAGAGGAGUUAUAUAAGUGCAUGAAUGAGUUACUUAACUUGCCUCAAACACUUCAAGCAUUUUCCCAAUAUCGACUUGGGAAAAUGGUUGAAAAUUUAUUGGAUAAAUCCGUGAGGCUUCUUGAUCUUUGUGGAACAACAAGGGAACUUGUUUCACAAUAUAAAGAAAAUGUAAGAGACCUUCAAUCGUCACUCAAAAGGAGGAAAAAAGAUUCAACAACAGAAACCAGCAUAGCCAAAUUCACCGCCUUCGGCCAGAAGAUUAAGAAGGAAGCUAAAAGAUUAGUUUUGGUCUUAAAGCAAAUGGAUCAAGAAGCUGAGGGAGGAUUUGUACCAAAAGAUGCAGAUCAGGACACAGUAGAUAUGAUUAAAACACUAAAGGAAGCUAAUGCAAUGCGCAUUUCUAUUUUUCAAAUGUUCUUGUCUUUCUUGUCUGUUCCACUUUUGAAGCCAAAGUUAUCUAAAUGGUCAUUGGUUUCAAGAUUGGUAAAUAAAGGAAGAUUAGCAUGUGAAGUUCAAGAAGAGAAAAUGAACUUGGAAACUAGGUUGGAAUCAUUUGAGGGUCAUCUUGAUCACUUUGAAAAUGGAUUGGAAGGAAUAUAUAGGUGCAUGAGUAGAUCAAGAAGCUCUCUCUUGAAUAUUUUGAAGGAACUCGGAUUCAGUACGCCGAUGUGGUUCAACCUGGAAUUAUGUAGAGAGAAAAAAGAGACGGCCGUUGAAAAACUACUCGGAGAGUUAUGUCUUUUCAGAAAAAGUCCUAAUGUUAGAGCUCCUUAUUAUAUAGGUAGACAUUCUUUUUCUUAAAUUUAAAAAAAAAAAAAAAA
Nicotiana tabacum (common tobacco) is the source of this 1099-nucleotide messenger RNA. RefSeq lists its product as uncharacterized. Lineage: Eukaryota; Viridiplantae; Streptophyta; Magnoliopsida; Solanales; Solanaceae. Gene Ontology annotation, biological process: shoot system development; root development. The record is from RefSeq and is a predicted model, not a curated record.